Messenger RNA from Salvelinus sp. IW2-2015, 964 nucleotides. RefSeq names its product inactive serine/threonine-protein kinase 19. Gene Ontology annotation, biological process: positive regulation of Ras protein signal transduction; protein phosphorylation. NCBI's taxonomy places the organism in Eukaryota, Metazoa, Chordata, Actinopteri, Salmoniformes, Salmonidae. The record is from RefSeq and is a predicted model, not a curated record. Gene Ontology annotation, molecular function: protein serine/threonine kinase activity.
CGGGGGCAUAGUACACACACCCCUGCCUCAGAAAGGUCGAAAGGAGCCAUGGCUGACCAAUACGAUUCAAGUGGCUGUCCUUAAGCAGGCCUGCCUGUACACCAGCAUGCAAUCUCAAAAUUCAUACUGUUAAAAUACAUCAACAUAAAAACUAUUUGAAAAUCUUGUUUGACGAGGAGUUGCUACAGCAAUGAUUACUUUAUGUCAGUUAUGAACAGAAAACAGGGCCUUAUACCAGACACGUUUAAAGUGAAGAAACAAAGAGUUGGCAAUGAGAAGCAGUUUGGUGCUGUCAACAAUGGAGAAGAGGGACCACUGGACGUCAAAGCCGACCUGCAGGACCAUAUAACAUUAUUCUCACGCAAACUCUUCAAUGACGCCCUUCCACAAAUUAUCCUGAAACACCAACUAUACACAAGUUGGACCCAAGUGGACAUGCAGCUGAGUGACUUGAGGGUAGGGGAGGUGUUGAUGUUCCAGCUGGGCUUUGACGCUGAGGUCUUUGGGUUGGUGUUCGCUGCAGACUACAAGGCUAAAGUCCUGGCCAGGGAGGAGGGGAGAUGGACACUGGGCACAGUGGAGAAGUUCCUGGAGAAAGUGCUGACCUUCUGCAACAACCUGAGAUUCAACAAAGACAAAAUGCUCAAGGAGUUUCUCUUCACAGGCUCAGAGAACGCAACUGGUGAAGUCGUGGGUUCUGACAGGGAUGCUGGUAGCUCUCUAUCCCCAACUGUCAGAUUCACCAAGUACCUAAUACAGGGUCGUAAAGCUGUAGUGGGCAUGGUUAAGACAUCCAAAUAUAACUUAGUCUUAAUCCUGGAGGAGAGACAGACCAACUCACAGAUUCAAUUCCAGAUCAAGUACCACAUCCAUGACAUCAUUGGUGCAGAGCUAGUAGAAUGUAUACCCACAACUUCAGGAACAUUGUUAAGGUGUGUGGACUAAUGAACUCAACUGACUGAAU